Messenger RNA from Vombatus ursinus (common wombat), 2612 nucleotides. Its product is annotated as glycerophosphodiester phosphodiesterase 1-like. NCBI's taxonomy places the organism in Eukaryota, Metazoa, Chordata, Mammalia, Diprotodontia, Vombatidae. Gene Ontology annotation, biological process: lipid metabolic process. Gene Ontology annotation, molecular function: phosphoric diester hydrolase activity. The record is from RefSeq and is a predicted model, not a curated record.
AUGUUCCCGGGCCGGCCAUUGUGCGCGCCGGUUCCCUCUGCGGGUGACGGCUCUGAUCGUCCGGCUCUCCCGCGCCUUUCCCUCUUCUCUGAGACCGGCGGACGGGACUCUGUCCCAGAGGCUGCAGGUGCCGGCGCCGGCGCCGGCCCCGACCCCCACAUGUGGUUGUGGGAGGAGCAGGGGGGCCUGUUGGCCUCCUUCUCCUUCCUGUUCGUUCUGCUGUUGAUCCUGACCCGCAGCCCCUUCAACUCGUGCCUCUUCACCUUCAGCUUCUACCUGCUGCUGCGCUUCUUAAGCUUCGAGCCGGUGCCCAGCCGCCGGGCCCUGCAGGUGCUCAGGCCCCGCGGCCGCAUCUCUGCCAUCGCCCACCGCGCUGGCGGCCACGAUGCCCCUGAGAACACGCUGGCCGCGAUUCGGGAGGCAGCUAAGAAUGGAGCAACAGGUGUGGAGCUGGACAUUGAGUUUACUGCAGAUGGUGUUCCUGUCCUAAUGCAUGAUGAGACAGUAGACAGGACUACUGAUGGAACGGGACGUUUGAGGGACUUAACAUUUGCUGAUGUUAGGAAGCUUAAUCCAGCAGCAAACCACAGAUUGAAGAAAAAUUUCCCUGGUGAAAAAAUACCUACUCUGAAGGAAGCCAUUGUGGAAUGCCUACAUCAUAACCUCACAAUCUACUUUGAUGUCAAGAGCCAUGCAACUAUGGCUGCUGAUGCUCUAAAACAUAUGUAUAUGGAAUUUCCUAAGUUAUACAACGUCAGUGUUGUCUGCUCUUUCAUGCCAGAAGUUAUCUAUAAGAUGAGGCAAGCAGACCGUAAUGUUGUGACAGCUUUAACUCAUAGACCUUGGAGCCUUAGCUAUUUUGGAGAUGGGAAACGACGCUUUGAUUCUCUUUGGAAGCAUUUUUUAUAUAUGCUGUUGGAUAUUCUCCUAGAUUGGAGUUUGCAUAAUGUCUUGUGGUACCUUUGUGGAGUUUCAGCUUUCCUCAUGCAGAAGGAUUUUGUAUCUACGGCCUAUUUGAAGAGGUGGUCAGCUAAAGGGAUUCAUGUUAUUGCUUGGACUGUGAAUACCUAUGAAGAGAAAAAAUUCUACGAAAGCCAUCUUCAAUCCAGUUAUAUAACUGACAGCAUGUUAGAAGACUGUAGCCCUCAUUUCUAGACCACUACCCUUUUGCAAGGACUCUGGUCUCAGAAACCUCUGCUGUCCUUAUUCAAGGAAAUCUAAAUACUCAGAUGUAGCCCUGAGUUCUUGAGGAUCAGGUGAUUCACAGAAGUAUUAGUCAGAAAUUGCAUUUUAACUUGAAUCAGAGCAGAAUGGUGUGGUUGGUACCAAAUUCCAUAGUGUGCUUGAGUUCAUCAUGGCUGAUUUUUGGGAAUUGGGUCUGUGAGGAGGUUUGCCACUGCUUGCUCCUAAUCCAACUGAGUUAUAUACAGAGACUCAGUAGUGAUAAGCACAGAUUCAUGUAAUUUGUACAUGUUUUAAAAAAUGACUGCAAAUGUAUGCAAAAUGCAUGUUGACUUAGACUGGACUUUUCUUACUUUUCACACUUAAUGUAUUCUUCCACUAUUUGUAUUUGGCAAUGUUGAACAAUGUAUUAUGGAAGUCAGAUUUGGGAACCAUACUAAUAAAAUUGUUAAAAUGGAUAUUAAGCAUACAACGCCCCAAGUAACAAAACAAUUUGAGAAAGAUAUGGGAUGUAAUGCAUUGGACAGAGUUUGCUUUUUUUAUGUUAAUACAAAGCCCCAUCAAGUGUGUUGGGCAGGCUAAUUAUUAACGUUUAUAGCAAUUUAAACACAAAUCAUAGGAAAGUAUUGAAACUUGCUGGUAAGAUUGUUUUAAAGCAAUUGAGAUAGAUAGAUAGAACUGUAUUACCUAGUCACAACAAAUGACAGUCUUUUUUUAGACCCUCAUGAAUUUCUACCACAUAACUUCCAUUGCUACUUCAAGUAAAUUAAAUUAUAUGAUACCUCUAUAUUAGUUUAAGGGUAAACAUCUUGGGAAUUCUUCAUAAAUGGCCUCUCUUAGCCCUCCUACUGAAUCUCCUUACCAAAAAAGAAACGAACCAUUCUUUUUAGUGAAAGCCAUUCUUUUCUAAAGCUUUAUUCCAGGCUGAAGGAUAACAUAGCUAAGAAUAACCUCCUUAAGUCAGUCCUAAUUGACCUACUGCCAAUUGCAUUGCUCCUAAGUAAUUCCAGAUUUCUCUUUAACUUCAUUCUAUUUAUCUGCCAGCCCCAGCUCUCAAUGCUAUCUCUAGCACUUAAGUUGAAAACACUUUUGAGGAUCAUAGGCCUAUAGAAAAAAUAUUUGAAAUACACUUCAGUGUAUCAGGAAUUUAUCAACUCUUCUUGCCUUCGCAUUUGUGCUGCCUUGAGCUCCAAUCUCACUCAUUCUAAUCCAGCUGCUUUUACUAUUUGUUCUCUUUAUUACUAUUUCUACUUCCUGUAAGCACAUCCAGUACUGUAAGGGCAGAAUGAAAGGGUGGUGGGUCAACUGUCAUCAAUGGUAAAAGUAAUAUAAAAAUAUUUGCAGGUCGUUUUCAUUUUUAUUUGUUGCCCUUCCAUUUUCAUCCUUUUUGCCACUGUGAUAGAAAUUAAAGUUCCCUAUGGAUGAUGAGA